CUAAAAAAGCGGACCGCGCCACAUAAACGCAUUUUGGCAGCUGCUUAAGCGAAUAUGCGGGUACCCGCACCCCCUUGUAUCAGAUCGCAUCAGAUCAUCGCAUCUUCUCCUCAUAUAUCACUGACACCGGACGAGUUUCAGUUUCAUUUUAAACAUGAACAACAUCUUUUUUGACUCAGAUCAUAGUUCCCCAAGAUGCCUUCGUCGAAGGCAAUGUUAGCCACCGCGCUGGCGAAAGCGAAUACCGCGGUUCAACUUGAUAAUACUCAAUCUUAUACCUUCGCUCGAAAAUACUACCAAGAAUCAUGCGUCCUCCUAUCCGCGCUCGUCGACAGAGCAUCGAGAGAGAAGGAUCGGGAAAAACUAAAAUCUAUCCGACAAACCUAUCUGCAACGGAUAGAACAGUUAGGAGGAACCGCACCAGAAGGGCUGUAGUUUGAGGAGAUACCCAUUGUGGAGUUAAGGAGCAUCCGUCGUUCAGGAGGAACAAGCGCGCAUUGUGUUUUCAUCUUAUAUCCCGACUCUACGAGAGUCACA
This is a messenger RNA of Annulohypoxylon maeteangense, 537 nucleotides long. RefSeq lists its product as uncharacterized. The record is from RefSeq and is a predicted model, not a curated record. Bases 196 to 435 code for a protein of 79 amino acids. NCBI's taxonomy places the organism in Eukaryota, Fungi, Ascomycota, Sordariomycetes, Xylariales, Hypoxylaceae. The transcript has 2 exons.